UAACUAUUCCUUGGUCUACUUUUUAGAUGUGGUUUUUUUGGAAGGUGUAGUGUAGCUCAAGUUCAAGUAGCUGUAAUGAAAAAUACCAUUCUAGCAAGCAGUGCGGGGACAGGAUUUAUAAACUACAAACAAAAUUUCCAGUUGAACUCAAAUGUUUGUUUGUAAAUGGCAUCCUUAGCAGAGCUUCUUAAAAUGUGGCUUUUAGCAUUGUUCUAUGGUGUGCUAGUUGUUUUUCGGACCUUAAUAAGCUGUUUUACCAAGGGCUUCAGAAAGGUACUUUCAUCAAAACACAGAGAAAGGCCAUCAUGCAUAGAUGAUCCAAGUCUGGGAACCCAUGGCUUCUUAAACUUAAAGGAGGGUAUUAGAAUACAUUAUGUAGCCAGUGGACCAGAAGAUAAGCCCCUUAUGCUGUUUGUGCAUGGAUUUCCUGAGUUUUGGUAUUCCUGGAGACAUCAGAUCAGAGAAUUUCAAAAAGAUUACAGAGUAGUGGCUAUAGACCAGAGAGGCUACAGUGAGUCCAGUAAACCUUCAGGACUAGACAACUACACUGUAGAAAAGUUGAUGUCAGAUCUAGCACAAUGCAUUCAGGGGCUAGGUUACAAAAAAUGCAUUUUGGUUGGACAUGAUUGGGGUGGAAUUGUAACUUGGGCAUUUGGAAGGAAAUAUCAGGACAUGGUGGAAAAACUGAUUGUCAUGAAUUGCCCACCCAUACCAGUAUUCCAGACUAUAUUAAAGACAUGUAAUGAGCAGUUCAAGAAAUCAUGGUACAUGUAUUUUUUCCAACUUCCUUUGCUGCCAGAAUUUACUCUCAGCACAAAUGACUAUGCAAUAUUUAAUACAAUACCAGUAGUUUCAAAGUCAUCAAAAUCUGAGUCACCACUGCAAGAUGGACAAGAAAAUGAACAUCUCGCAGCUUACAAAUAUACCUUUUCACAGCCAGGAGCUUUGACACCACCUCUCAAUUACUACAGAGCUUGGUUCAGAGCCAAGCCUUCUUUUCAGCAUGACUUGGAAUACACCAUGCCCGCUCUUCUUAUAUGGGGAACAAAAGACAAGGCCUUAGACAUUGCACUGCCUAACUACGUGGAAAAAAAUGCGCCUAAAAUUGAGGUACAAAAAAUUGAAGAUGCUGAUCACUUUGUGCAGAAUGAUGCAGCUGCUGCUGUCAAUCAGAUCAUGAGAGAUUGGCUGAAAAAGAUGUAGUCUGUUAUUAUAUAUAUGCAUAUUAUGCUGCCAUUUAUAAAUGUAAAUCUUUUUCACCAGUACUAAAGAAAUUAUCAUUCUUAUUCCUUAUUAUCAUUCAGCAAAAUGUGGUAAUAUUUUGUAACGCAACAUUUCUUGGAUUAAUUUUGUUGCCUGGUGGCAUAUAUUGAUCAUACUGUUCUACCUGUGUAAAAAUAUGCACAGUACUUGAAUUUAGUUUUUCCAUUUGAUCAACAUCCGAUCAAGAAUUUUCUCUUAAAUAUUCAAAAGCAAGAAAGGUAAAUUUAUGUUAAUUACUAUUUCAUCUGUAUCAGAUUAUCAGCUUUUAAAAAAAAAACUUGUGAUAGAUUUUUGUUAACUACCUUUUUGGUCAGUAAUAAAAUGUGUUUAGCUUUAUUGUUUAAGCUUUUCAUUCACUGGAAUAUUUGUCAUUCCUUCUUCAUUUACUUAGUUUUUAUUUUUAACUACUGAUUAUUUUUAUCUCCAACCAGCUUGAGUGGUUUUCCAAAGAAUUUUGUCCAAUUUAAUUUUACUCUUUAUAUCUGUAAAUUGUUUCUUAAUCAGUUUUAAAUUGAAUGUCUUUUAUAUAAAAACAUGGGACUGUAAUUGCAAACAGUGCAAGCCUGUAGAACUACAUCCAGUAUGCCUAUUUGGCAAAACCAAAAGCAGCUGGACAUUGUGCUGAUCACACAAACCCUUCAUACGCGUAUACCUUAAAUAAUAAAUUCUACAUUAUCUACCUUAUUGUUUGAGAUUUAAAUUGCACCCCUUUACAAUAUGCUGAUGUUUAAUUUCAGCUUUUUGGUUUCUAAUUUUGCUUUGUUUGUACUUUGUAGCUCAGCUGUUAUUUAACUACAAAUCUUGAUCAGAAAAUAAAUAUUAACACUGA
Molecule: messenger RNA, 2092 nt
Organism: Physella acuta
Lineage: Eukaryota; Metazoa; Mollusca; Gastropoda; Physidae
Product: epoxide hydrolase 4
Molecular function (GO): catalytic activity
Source: RefSeq, a predicted model, not a curated record